Pocillopora meandrina is the source of this 4280-nucleotide messenger RNA. Lineage: Eukaryota; Metazoa; Cnidaria; Anthozoa; Scleractinia; Pocilloporidae. The record is from the annotation of a GenBank genome assembly.
AUGCCAGUAAUAAUAUGCUUCCUUGUGUUGUUGCCUACAGGAGCCACUGCCUGUGUUGAACUGAAGAGAUUUGAAGAAGCAAUCACUUGGUGUGAUAAGGGAUUAGCUGUAUCCUUUGAAGGAAUCUGUAAUUUUUAAUCAUGGGUGUAAUGGAAACAUUCCACAAAUUGACGUUUUAAGGGAGAAAAUACAAAGGGUAUUAAUUACGAUGGGAACUUGUCAGCUCAUAUUUUUAGUGUGUGUACUUGGGAAAAGUUAUUUAAUUAUGACCUAAUACUGAUAUACUCCUUUUAGCAAUGACUUACCACAACUGGUGCAUAGUUCAGUUGAAAGACUAAUAUUCCCCCAGUUCAUACAUGGUACGUGGGUAGAUAAUCUUCCUGAAACGAGUCAGAUAAAGGAGCUUUUUGGCUGAUCUUCUUGCCUUUAAUUUUGUUUCCACAACUCAAAGGCUCGGAAACUUUCAUCACGUUUCCCUACGGACAAAUACGGUAAUUGUGAAGAACAGCUCCCUCCACCAACAGUUGGCCAACUGUUGGUAAUCUGUCGUCCGGCUGACAGUUGGCCGACCGUCGGUGGAGGGGAGCUGUUCUUCACAAUUACAACAAAUACAACUUUUAGAAGCACAUAUUUGUGUUCUAGACUCAUUUCUUCCACUACUGUAAAACAUUUGUCACAUAUUAAAGCUAUAUUAAUUUAAAAAUCGAGCAAGUGCUUCCCAGUUUUCGUAAAUAAGGGAUUAUAUAUUUUUUUCCCACAUUUUUAAACCUUAAUACAAAAAAAAGAUUGACAGAAAUCAUAGGAUCUUCUUGUCAUUAAGGCUUCAGUCUCUCACAGAAGUGGGAGACAAGUCCAUGGAGGAAAAAGGUGAUAUUAGCUAUGACCGUCGCAAUGCAAGUUUAGGUAAUGUCAAGAAAGUCAUCGACCUCUAUAAUCGGGGAGGGGAGGGUGGUGCUUAUGGCAAUCUUGGAAAAGCGUAUUCGAGUCUGGGUGAUUUCCAGAAAGCCAUAGAGUACCACAACCUACAUCUUAAAAUAGCUAAAGAAGUAGGAGACAAGCAUGGGGAGGGUAAAGUUUAUGGCGCUCUUGGCAAUGUGUAUCAGAGUCUGAGUGAUUUCCAAACAGCCAUAGAGUACCACAACCUACAUCUUAAAAUAGCUAAAGAAGUAGGAGACAAGCAUGGGGAGGGUAACGCUUAUGGCAAUCUUGGCACUGCUUAUGACAGUCUGGGUGAUUUCAAAAAAGCCAUUGAGUACCACAGCCUACAUCUUAUAAUAGCUAAAGAAGUUGGAGACAAGCAUGGGGAGGGUAAAGCUUAUGGCAAUCUUGGCACUGCUUAUGACAUUCUGGGUGAUUUCAAAAAAGCCCUAGAGUACCACAACCUACAUCUUAAUAUAGCUAAAGAAGUAGGAGACAAGCAUGGGGAGGGUAACGCUUAUGGCAAUCUUGGCAAUGCUUAUCACCGUCUGGGUGAUUUCAAAAAAGCCAUAGAGUACCACAACCUACAUCUUAAAAUAGCUAAAGAAGUAGGAGACAAGCAUGGGGAGGGUAACGCUUAUGGCAAUCUUGGCACUGCUUAUGACAUUCUGGGUGAUUUCAAAAAAGCCCUAGAGUACCACAACCUGCAUCUUAAAAUAGCUAAAGAAGUAGCGGACAAGCAUGGGAAGGGUAAAGCUUAUGGAAAUCUUGGCACUGCUUAUGACGGUCUGGGUGAUUUCAGAAAAGCCAUAGAGUACCACAGCUUACAUCUUAAAAUAGCUAAAGAAGUAGGAGACAAGCAUGGGGAGGGUGUUGCUUAUGGCAAUCUUGGCAAUGCCUUUUUUAGUCUGAGUGAUUUCAAAAAAGCCAUUGAGUACCACAGCCUACAUCUUAAAAUAGUUAAAGAGGUAGGAGACAAGCAUGGGGAGGGUAAAGCUUAUGGCAAUCUUGGCACUGCUUAUGACAUUCUGGGUGAUUUCAAAAAAGCCCUAGAGUACCACAACCUACAUCUUAAUAUAGCUAAAGAAGUAGGAGACAAGCAUGGGGAGGGUAACGCUUAUGGCAAUCUUGGCAAUGCUUAUCACCGUCUGGGUGAUUUCAAAAAAGCCAUAGAGUACCACAACCUACAUCUUAAAAUAGCUAAAGAAGUAGGAGACAAGCAUGGGGAGGGUAACGCUUAUGGCAAUCUUGGCACUGCUUAUGACAUUCUGGGUGAUUUCAAAAAAGCCCUAGAGUACCACAACCUACAUCUUAAAAUAGCUAAAGAAGUAGGAGACAAGCAUGGGAAGGGUAAAGCUUAUGGAAAUCUUGGCACUGCUUAUGACGGUCUGGGUGAUUUCAGAAAAGCCAUAGAGUACCACAGCUUACAUCUUAAAAUAGCUAAAGAAGUAGGAGACAAGCAUGGGGAGGGUGUUGCUUAUGGCAAUCUUGGCAAUGCCUUUUUUAGUCUGAGUGAUUUCAAAAAAGCCAUAGAGUACCACAACCUACAUCUUAAAAUAGUUAAAGAGGUAGGAGACAAGCAUGGGGAGGGUAAAGCUUAUGGCAAUCUUGGCAAUGCUUAUCGCAAUCUGGGUGAUUUCAAAAAAGCCAUAGAGUACCACAACCUACAUCUUAAAAUAGCUAAAGAAGUAGGAGACAAGCGUGGGGAGGGUAACGCUUAUGGCAAUCUUGGCAAUAUGUAUCGAACUCUGGGAUAUUUGAUAAAGGCCAACAAUUAUUACCAGCUAAUGCUUAAAAUUGCGAAAGAAGUAGGAGACAAGCGCGGGGAGGGUAACGCUUAUGGCAAUCUUGGCAAUAUGUAUCGAACUCUGGGAUAUUUGAUAAAUGCCAACAAUUAUUACCAGGUAAUGCUUAAAAUUGCUAAAGAAGUAGGAGACAAAUCCUUAGAGGCCAAGGCCUACUAUUCAGUAGGAUGUGUUUUUGAGUCGCUUGGUAGACUUCCUAAAGCUGUUGUUUAUUAUCAAGCUAGCAUAAACUUAUACAAUUCCUUAAGAGUACUCCUAAAAUCUAAAGAUGAGUGGAAAGUUCAUUUUCGAAAUCAGUAUCAGAUGGCGUAUACGGAUUUGUGCAGAGUUCUCGUAGAACAAGGUAAUAUAGAUCAUGCCUUACUUGCUGCUGAGCAAGGACGAGCUCAAGCUCUGACCGACCUUAUGGAAUCCAGUUUUUGUGGUGGAGCAAGUCAGCACAGAGGCGAUGAAGAUUUAGCAGUUCAUGAAAACGUUCCAUCAAACACCGUCUUUCAGGCAGUGGACAAAGCUGACGUCAAUCUUUGGGUUGUGUCCGAAGGAAAACAAGUUCAGUUAAGACAAAGUAAACUUAAUGGUUCUGUUUCAGAGAAAAAAGAAGCUAGCCAGUCCCUCGAGGCGUUCGUGCUCGGUGCUUGCGAGAAUCCAUCUUUGGAUGCUUUGAGUACUUUGUAUGAUAUCGUUAUGAAGCCGGUGGCUGACCUGCUUCAAGGGGAUGAGCUAGUCAUUAUUCCCGAUGGACCCCUGUGGCUCGCUCCUUACGCUGCAUUGAAGGAUGGUAAUUCUAAAUACCUGUGUGAAUCGUUCAGAAUCCGACUCGCUCCAUCGUUAGCAAGUCUUAGACUCAUUGCCCAUUGUCCAGAUGAUUAUCACAAAAGCAGUGGUGCGUUACUUGUAGGAGAUCCGUGGGUAUCCGAGAUUACUAACAGCAAGGGAGAGGAAGUCCUGUGUCAGCUUCUGUUUGCUAGAGAAGAAGUAGAAAUGAUCGGAAAAAUUCUGAAUAUCACGCCAAUCACUGGCAGACAGGCCACGAAGCGUGAGGUGUUGAAAAGGCUCGGUUCCGUUUCCUUAAUUCACUUUGCGGCACACGGAUGUCUGGAAACUGGCGAAAUUGCUCUUACACCUGACCCAGACCGAAUAUCUUGUGUGCCGACGGAGGAGGAUUACAUUUUAACAAUUGGAGAUGUGUUGAAUGUUCAAAUUCGCGCCAAACUUGUUGUGCUUAGUUGCAACUACAGUGGUCGGGGCGAGAUCAAGGCUGAAGGUGUGGUUGGCAUUGCCCGCGCUUUUAUGGGGGCUGGUGCUCGGUCUGUUUUGGUGUCCCUGUGGGCGAUUGAUGACGAGGCUACUCUCCAGUUCAUGAAAACCUUUUAUCAACACCUUGUAGAAGGUAAACCUGCAAGCGAGUCACUGAACCUGGCCAUGAAAAGUCUCAGAGAAUCAGAUGAGUUCCACGACUUCAGAUACUGGGCGCCCUUUUCGCUGAUUGGAGAUGACAUCACUCUUGACUUCAAUGCAAAGGAAAGAGAAAAUUUAAAUGUAAAAUCAUAUAGAUAA